AUGGCCUUUUACGUGAGACAUUCCAGACUUCCCAAGGACGAAGAUCAGACCACAGAGUUCAAAGGCCAUCGUAUGUUGUCCCCUGAGGAGAUUAACCCCAACAAUGUAAUCCAAGUUAAAAGCAAACUCCGUCGAACCCGGCAGUUUAUAUCCAAGUACAUUUGCGGGAUACUGAAUACUGGCAAAGGCGGGUCCAUGUAUCUCGGAGUUUUGGAUGAUGGGGUUGUCGAAGGCUUUGCGAUGUCAGUAUUUCAAAAAGAUCACUUCAAGCUAUCCCUGUUGUCCUGUCUCUCCAAUUUCAAGCCGCCCGUAGCUUCCCAUCUAUUCACCGUGAAAUUUGUCCCUGUAAUUGAGAGCUUCGACGACCCCGAAGCCAUUUUGGAAAAAGUCGAAAACUUCGAACAACGGUCAUUGAAAAGGACGUCUAUGGAUAGAGAGAGAGAGCACACCUUUCAGGUCCGAUAUUGCUGGUGUGAUGUGGAUGCUUUGGCGGCCUUUAACCAUGGCUCCCUUCUACCAUUCUACGUAAUUGAGAUCGUCAUUCCUCCGUGGAAUAUUAUGGAUCAGAAGAAUUUUGAGGCUUUUGGCCAGGAGAGGAAAGCAUCCAGCCUCCCCCCGAUCUUCACCUGUGAUGAUGGUCAAAUUUACUUGCGAUCAAAUACCUGUACCAGUAGCUGCUCUGUUGAAGAUGUCAUGAAAUAUGCCGCUGAAGGAUCGAUUUGAAACUGUAC
Tigriopus californicus is the source of this 731-nucleotide messenger RNA. Its product is annotated as protein tofu-2-like. The transcript has 2 exons. Lineage: Eukaryota; Metazoa; Arthropoda; Copepoda; Harpacticoida; Harpacticidae. The coding region runs from base 1 to 723 and encodes 240 amino acids. The record is from RefSeq and is a predicted model, not a curated record.